Myotis davidii is the source of this 2400-nucleotide messenger RNA. RefSeq names its product zinc finger and BTB domain containing 44 (gene ZBTB44). NCBI's taxonomy places the organism in Eukaryota, Metazoa, Chordata, Mammalia, Chiroptera, Vespertilionidae. The transcript is spliced from 5 exons. Bases 57 to 1907 code for a protein of 616 amino acids. Gene Ontology annotation, molecular function: protein binding. The record is from RefSeq and is a predicted model, not a curated record.
GUCAUUCCUGGUUCAUUUGCAUCCUUGAAGAGCAUCUGUAGAAGAGGAAGGAAAAGAUGGGUGUGAAAACAUUUACUCAUAGCUCUUCUUCCCACAGUCAGGAAAUGCUUGGAAAGCUAAACAUGCUGCGAAAUGAUGGACAUUUCUGUGACAUCACUAUUCGUGUCCAGGACAAAAUCUUCCGGGCACAUAAGGUGGUACUGGCAGCUUGCAGUGAUUUUUUUCGCACUAAACUUGUAGGCCAAGCAGAGGAUGAGGACAAGAAUGUGUUGGAUUUACAUCAUGUUACAGUGACUGGUUUUAUCCCCCUUCUAGAAUAUGCUUACACAGCCACUCUGUCAAUUAACACAGAAAAUAUCAUCGAUGUGCUGGCUGCAGCCAGCUAUAUGCAAAUGUUCAGUGUUGCUAGCACCUGCUCAGAGUUCAUGAAAUCAAGCAUUUUAUGGAAUACACCCAACAGCCAACCGGAAAAGGGUCUCGAUGCUGGACAAGAAAAUAACUCUAAUUGCAAUUUCACUUCUCGAGAUGGAAGCCUUUCACCCGUGUCGUCAGAGUGCAGCGUGGUAGAAAGAACCAUUCCCGUCUGCAGAGAAUCCCGGAGAAAGCGCAAAAGCUACAUCGUUAUGUCUCCCGAAAGUCCUGUCAAGUGUAGCACACAGACAAGCUCCCCCCAGAUACUGAAUUCAUCAGCUUCCUACCCAGAAAAUAGAAGUCAACCAGUUGACUCUUCUCUAGCUUUUCCCUGGACUUUUCCUUUUGGAAUUGAUCGAAGGAUUCAGCCUGACAAGGUGAAGCAGGCAGAAAACACCCGGACGUUAGAACUGCCUGGCCCAUCUGAGACUGACAGAAGAAUGGCUGAUUUUGUGACUUGUGAGAGCACAAAAACGACCUUGCCUCUGGGUACCGAAGAAGAUGUCCGGGUGAAAGUAGAAAGGUUAAGUGAUGAGGAGGUGCAUGAGGAAGUACCCCAGCCCGUCAGUGCAUCUCAGAGUUCACUGAGUGACCAGCAGACAGUGCCAGGAAGUGAACAAGUCCAAGAGGACCUUCUGAUUAGUCCACAGUCUUCCUCAAUAGGCUCGGUAGAUGAAGGUGUCACCGAAGGGUUACCUACGCUUCAAAGCACUUCCAGCACCAAUGCUCACGCAGAUGACGAUGAUCGAUUGGAAAAUGUUCAGUAUCCCUACCAACUCUACAUUGCUCCUUCUACCAGCAGUACAGAACGGCCCAGCCCAAAUGGUCCAGACAGACCUUUUCAAUGUCCAACUUGUGGGGUGCGAUUCACCCGAAUUCAGAACCUAAAACAGCACAUGCUCAUCCACUCAGGAAUUAAACCAUUUCAGUGUGACCGCUGUGGAAAAAAGUUCACCAGGGCUUACUCGCUAAAGAUGCAUCGCCUAAAGCAUGAAGGUAAACGCUGUUUCCGGUGCCAGAUAUGUGGUGCCACUUUCACUUCCUUCGGGGAAUAUAAGCAUCACAUGAGGGUUUCCCGGCACAUUAUCCGCAAGCCUCGGAUUUACGAGUGCAAAACAUGUGGCGCCAUGUUCACCAACUCUGGAAAUUUAAUCGUGCACCUGAGGAGUCUGAACCAUGAAGCGUCAGAGCUAGCAAACUACUUCCAGAGCAGUGAUUUCCUAGUACCGGACUACUUAAACCACGAGCAAGAAGAGGCCCUUGUUCAGUAUGACCUUGGAGAACACAGUUUUGAAAGCAGCUCCUCUGUUCAGAUGCCUGUGAUUUCACAGGUCUCCUCGACCCAGAACUGCGAAAGCACUUUUCCCCUGGGGUCUCUCGCCGGGCUGGCAGAAAAGGAGGAAGAAGUGACAGAGCAGCCCAAGACCAGUGCUUGUGCCGAGGCCACUGGAGAGGACCCCCCCAAAUCAGAGCUGUCUUCUAUAACUAUUGAGUAAUUUCAUGGUUUGGCUUCAUUUUGGUUUUUUGGAAGUGCCUGUGCUUGGUCUUGUACAUUUAAAUUUAAUUUAAUUUUUUAAAAAAGGUUUUGGGGAAGAAUUUUCCUUUUUACUUUGUGAACUCUGCAAUUCACGACUGGGAGACUGCUUCUGUAAGUACACAAUAACAUGGUGUCGGAAUAUAAUACAUUGUUGACUGUAAGGAGAACCAAUUGACUUAAAACAUGUAGUCGUUUCUCCUUGCAUUGCUGUAGUAGACUAACAACAGAUCAUUAGGUAACGAACCGGGUGAAUGUUGACCUUCCCGAGAUGAAAGGGCACACCAGAAACAUACUAAAGGAAUGUGACAGAUGGCCUGGAUAGAUGUUUACCCCUGUACACCGGAUGUUGUACAGUAUUUUGUAAAGCCUUUUGCUUCUGGAAGUAUUUAUGGUAAGCUAGCUUAAAAAUUAUUAGGGUAAAUACUCUUUUUUUUUUUCACUUUAGAGAGAAA